AAAUAUCGUAUGUUUUAAGCACACGUUUUGUUUUUCAGAUUAUAGAAAAUGACCUACCUGGUGAGUUUUGCUUUGGUACUUUUGGUUGUCAUGACGACAGGGACAUUUGGUGUACACAUCCAUAUAGAUUACCGGAACUUUGAAGCGUUGACAUGUUACACGUGCCCGAUGAAGAAGGAUAACGAACAAUGCAACAAUUGGGCGCCUAACAUACCAUGUCCAUUCAGACACACGGUAUGCAUGACUGUGCAUCGUAUAAACGAUAGAACCGGCGAAAGUAUACAAGUCGACAAAAUGUGUGCCAUGCCAGACCAGUGCAGCAAUGAUCACGUAGGUUGCAAGGCAACAGGUUUAGAAGGAGAAAUCGAAUGUAUCUCGUGCUGCACAAGAUCUUACUGCAAUGUCGCCGUACCAUACAACGUCACCACGUCACAGACACUGUCCGCUUCAUUGAUUCGUUCAACUGCAAGUCACGUGACAAAAGUGGGCUGGCUUAAUAUUACAGUUACGUUUGCCAUCUUGAUAAUUUUAAGAAUUGUAUGA
Molecule: messenger RNA, 543 nt
Organism: Ruditapes philippinarum (Manila clam)
Lineage: Eukaryota; Metazoa; Mollusca; Bivalvia; Venerida; Veneridae
Product: ly6/PLAUR domain-containing protein 6-like
Exons: 4
Coding region: 49-543 (164 amino acids)
Molecular function (GO): acetylcholine receptor regulator activity
Source: RefSeq, a predicted model, not a curated record